This is a messenger RNA of Penicillium alfredii, 432 nucleotides long. RefSeq lists its product as uncharacterized. Bases 1 to 432 code for a protein of 143 amino acids. The transcript has a single exon. NCBI's taxonomy places the organism in Eukaryota, Fungi, Ascomycota, Eurotiomycetes, Eurotiales, Aspergillaceae. The record is from RefSeq and is a predicted model, not a curated record.
AUGCGCGUCUCCACUCUGCUCCCGGCCCUCCUCUCCACCGUCGGCCUCACCAGCGCCGCCGCAAAUGGCCAACCUCCCGUUUGGGACGUCACCAACUUCCGUCCGCAAUGCAUCGAAGGCGCAUGUCCCUACUCGUUCAACAUUACGGGCCACCACGCCGAUAACACGCCUUCUUUCAAGACCUCCUGCACCGGCGAGUCGCAAACGAAGCUGGCGAAAUGCGACAACUCGACCGUUCACUCGAGCGUCAUCGCGCUGGGCGACUCCAAAUGGCACGUCCAGGUUCGCUUUGUCUGGUUCAAGCCCAUCCCCGAUGGCCGUGGCAACUUGACUCUGUCUACUCAGGGCAAGCAGGCCGAGAGGAAUGUCUCGAAGGCGGAUUUCCCCCACUUCACCCUCAACCCUGACAGUGGUGUUGGUGUUGCCCGCUAA